This is a messenger RNA of Zasmidium cellare ATCC 36951, 768 nucleotides long. RefSeq lists its product as uncharacterized. The record is from RefSeq and is a predicted model, not a curated record. The coding region runs from base 1 to 768 and encodes 255 amino acids. The transcript is spliced from 5 exons. Lineage: Eukaryota; Fungi; Ascomycota; Dothideomycetes; Mycosphaerellales; Mycosphaerellaceae.
AUGGCUGGCGAAAAGCUUCGAAAACUCGUCAUCGUAGGCGCGAGCUCUAAAAUUGCCGCCCCCACGGUCACCCACCUCCUUGACACCAAUCCCGACCUCCAGAUCACGAUCCUCAGUCGUGCAGUCUCCCGUGCAACCUUUCCAUCAUCACCCAGAAUCACUGUCAAAAAGGGCGACUACGACGAUGAAGAAUUCCUGAUUGAGGCGUUUCGGGGCCAAGAGGCCGUGAUGAUUGUGAUUAGUAUCUUUGCAAUGGAUGCACAGUACAAGUUGAUCGACGCUGCGGCGAAGGCUGGGGUGAAGUGGAUCCUUCCCAAUGAAUAUGGGGCCGACAAUGACAACCCAACAUUCAUUAAACUACACAGGGAGUUGACGACGCCGAAAGAUGACGUUCUACGAUAUAUCGAGAAGUUGUCAGAGACGUAUACUGGUGUCUCGUAUAUUGCAGUGGCGACGGGGCCAUGGCUGGAUACGAGCAUUAACGCCGUCCUCUUUGGCAUUUCCAUACGCAGCCGUACCUACACUCACUAUCCCGAUGCCGGCUAUUUCUCUACCACAACCAAGGAACAAGUGGGUCGAGGACUGGCGGCCCUGCUAUCUCUCCCCGUGCAUCCAACCCCUGAAAGCGCUGGCCUCGACUCCUACGCCAACAAGUUCGUCUACAUCGCUUCUCAUCGUCUUAACCAAGAUGAUCUCUUUGCUGCUAUCAAGCGGUUUUCGCGCACGAACGAUGCUGAUUGGACGAUCAAGACUUCUACGGUUGCAUAG